Molecule: messenger RNA, 2023 nt
Organism: Lacerta agilis (Sand lizard)
Lineage: Eukaryota; Metazoa; Chordata; Lepidosauria; Squamata; Lacertidae
Product: RNA binding protein fox-1 homolog 1-like
Exons: 12
Coding region: 114-1190 (358 amino acids)
Biological process (GO): nervous system development; regulation of alternative mRNA splicing, via spliceosome
Cellular component (GO): cytoplasm; nucleus
Molecular function (GO): mRNA binding
Source: RefSeq, a predicted model, not a curated record
ACCGUCCCAUCUGCCACUCAGCACUCCCUCAGCUGGUGCCAAAGCCGCUUGGACAGAGGUGCUUUUGACUCCUUUUGGGACUGGGUGGUUGGGCCCUGACUUUAUUAUGUGCCAUGCUCUCCCCUCCAGCUGUGGUUUUGCACCCCUACAGCCUGCCUGUCUACCCGCCGGCACCCCAGUGUUACUCCGGGCUGGUUCAGGGUAGUCCAGAUGCAGCGGUGCCGCCAGCAGAUGCCAUGACACAGACGUUCCCAGCUCAGUACCCUCCGCCGCCACCCCAAGCCCGGCUGCCUCCGCAAUACCAUCUCCACAGCACCCCUUCAGAGUACCCAUCCCCAACAGCGCCGGAUCACAGCCUUCGUAUCUUCCCCGAACAGGGAACGGCUGCGCCAGAGCCCCUGCCACUGCCCCCACCGCCUGCGCCGGAAGAAGCCCCUGCGCCUGAGCUGUCUCCCGAGGCAGAGGAAGCAGAAAGCAGCGAGAACAAGGCCCAGCCCAAACGCCUGCAUGUGUCGAACAUCCCCUUCCGCUUCCGUGACCCAGACCUGCGGCAGAUGUUUGGACAAUUUGGAAAGAUUCUGGACGUGGAGAUCAUCUUUAACGAGCGUGGCUCCAAGGGCUUUGGCUUUGUCACCUUUGAAAACAGUCAGGAUGCCGACCGUGCGCGGGAGAAGCUCAACAGCAGCAUUGUGGAAGGGAGGAAGAUCGAGGUCAACAAUGCCACAGCCCGUUUAGUCACCAAGAAACCACCAGCAGCACCAGUGGUGAAUGGAUGGAAAAUCAAUCCUAUGGUUGGCGCUGUCUAUGCCCCUGACCUGUACACAGUGGCGAGCAUCCCUUACCCCAUGAUGGCACCAGCUGCCCUGGCAUAUCGCGGGGCUCUGCGAGGGCGUGGCCGCGCUGCCAUCUAUAAUCCCAUUCGAGCAGCACCUGCCCCUUCUCCAGUUCCAGCCUAUGGCAGUGUCCUCUAUCCAGACAGUCUGUAUGGCUCUGACAUCUACGGUUAUCCUGCAGCUUACAGAGUGGCCCAGACACCUGCAGCUGCAGCAACAGCAACGGCUUACAGCGAUGGGUAUGGACGGGUCUACACUACCGCCGACCCCUAUCACCACACCGUGACCCCCGCCUAUGGAGUCGGCGCCAUGGCCAGCUUGUACCGAGGAGGAUGCAACCGUUUCACUCCGUACUGAGGGACCAAGCGCUGGCGCUGAGCAUCUUGGAGGCACCUGUGAGCUGAUGGCACAGGUGGUGGGACCUGGCGCUGAGAACCUUGCGUGUGUUUGUGUGUGUGGUGUAUAUAUAUGUGUGCGAGAGGAAGGCAGGCAGGUGAUCGGUGAAGAUACCUCUCAACCAGCAGGACGCUAAUUCUGGGUGACGGUCAAAUGACGACAACAAUUCAGGUGCUUCCUCCAGUCUCUUCAAAGCCUUCGUCGUUACUCACAAAUUCUGGCCUCUCCUGUGUUUUGCUGUUGGCCACCAGUUGGAUGGUCGACACAAUUCAGAUGCAGGGCAAACUGAAAACAGGCAACCACAGCUAGGUUACAGGAUUGGCAAGGUGAAAGCAAAUCCAGUUCACUUUGCGGCAGUGGGGGCAAGCUAGGGCCUUCGCAAAAGCCAUUCCCUGGAGUUCUCUGUGAUAGAGCAAUCUCCUUGGUGUCCUUCCGCCACAACCAUAAACCAGUUUCAAAGCUGUUUAAAUAGUCAUGGCACCUGAUUAUGCAACCUUGAGGAAGAUUGUGGAGAAUCAAGGAUAGAAUUGUGUAUUUCUUCAACCAAGGAUACUCAGGUCCUUAGAUUUUGGCAGAUGGACUGGGGAACUGUGAGAACGAAAACUGAUUCCAGGCUAUUUCUGGAUUUCAAUUCACCUUCACUACAACAUGUGCAUCAGUUAUGGCUUCCCUAAGAAUCCUGGGAUGUGUAGUUUUGAAAAUGCUGAGAAUUCUCUGCUUGUGGUUCCUAAGACUGUCCCGGGCCACAAUUCCCAGGGUUCCCUGGGGUGUAGCCCCCCCCCGCCCCCGGUGUU